CCUGAGUGGAAAAGGAACCGGCGGCGACGAGGAGGCGGGGACCCACCUUGGUCGAGGGAGCCAUGGCCUUCUCGAGGCAGGACGGAGGAGCGACGGUGCUCCGGGAGGCGAGUGCAGGCGGCUCGCGGCGGCGCUGGGCGGUGGCCGGCGAAGGGGACGACGACGUCGAAGAGGAGGCCGACGCCGCGCUGACGCUGAGCCCCUUCUCGCCGGCGCCCUUGCUCAGCUUCGGCGCCGUCCGCGUGGGCACGUCGCGCCUCCGACGCCUGGCGCUCGAGAACCCGAACGCCGAGCCCGUCCGCGUGGCCGUCGGGAGACUCCCGCCCGCCGCCAAGGGCUUCGCCGUGCAGGAGCCGCGCCAUUGGCUGCUGCAGUCUGGAGAGAGAAUAUUAAUUUCAGUAACAUGGACACCGCUGGAAGGUGGCAAAGUGCGGGAGCUCAUAACUUUUGUUGUAAAUGAUGUUGUUAAACAUCAAGCAGUUUUGCUGGGUUCUGCUGAGCAGUCUACAAAGAAAAAGAGGAGUCUUUGGGAUACAGUUAAAAAGAGAGCUCCUUCGCGGCAAUCACAAUAUCAGAAGAAACUUCCCGUAAUCAAAAAUAAAAAUGAAACUUUUCAGAUGUCCAAAAAAACUGGAAGAGUUAGAAGCCCUCUCCAAGCCUGUGAGAACUUGGAAGUGAAUGGAUGCAGCAUUUCACCUAGUGGGAACAGUGUAAUCCUCUUAGAAAAUAGCUUCUUACACUCUCCAACUGAUCCCAUACUGCAAGAAAAGCAGCAUGUCACUAAUCCCCCUCUUUCAAUGGGGAGAUCAGUUCCAUAUUUUUUUAUUGGUACAGCAGCAUGUAAUGAAUUACAGCAGGAUACGAAAGAGACCUGUACUGUUACGCCAAAGUGUGAUGAUCUUGUGGAAACAAAAUUGGAAAGUGGACAUAUUAGUUCAGUGAAAAUGGAAAGUUCUAGCACAGAUUCAGUUUGCACACCAGAAAACCUGAAAAGCUUUCCUUUGAAUCACAGGAAAAUUUUGAGUCCUGAUACUUUUGUACACGGUAGCUAUGAACUUUGUGAAGAGCCUGCUGUAGCUACAAGAGUGCCAGUUCUUUCACCUGAUCAGUUUUUAAAAGAGAAUCAAAUAGUUAUUCAGCAAACUUCACAAGUACAUAAAUCGGUGUCCUCCCAUUCUUCAAGUUUGGGAUCUUACACAAUUUGUUCACAACAGAAGGAAAGAAUGCAAAUUUUUACUUUUCCUGUGGAGUCUCAUUUUUCAAGCAAGCAACUUAAUGAUGCUCUCAGUAAAAAAAAUACAUCAUUGCAGUAUGAAAAGUUUGAACGAAAUGCAAGUGGGUGCCAGAAAAAUGACCCAGAUCAAAUUUGCUUCCAGAAGGAACAUGGUAAAAAAAGGCCUCUGUUGUGCAACACAGUUACUAAAAGUAAGUCAGGUUGUCUUGAGGGACAAGGAAGGAACUCAUUAAAACCAAAAUCUAGAAAAUGCCUUUCUAAUGCAAUUCAGCAAUCUGUGGAUAAUGUUCCUGAAACAGCAAAAAUGAAAGUGUUGCCAGAACUUCCAGUUAUAGAACCUUUCUCAGGUGAAGUUAAAUAUCCCAAAAUUGAAACAGCUUCAGCUUGCUUAGGAAGAACGUCAUAUAGUCGUAAAAGAAAAAGUGGAGAAUAUUUAGAAGAUACUAAUAGCGAAAGUGGAAAAUAUGUGGAAAACUUUGCAAGAAAAAAAAUAAUGUCCUUUGUGGGAAAUGAAGAUUGCAGUGUUUUGAAAGCAUUGAAUCCCAAAUGUGUGAACGGAGAGAAGCAAAGUCAGAAAAAGAAACCAGGUUCCUUAUCUAAAAAAUGGAGGUCUGGUAGGAAAACAAAGAACAUUAUUCCAGUGGCACAGUCUCAGCUGACGUUUGUGAAACCUUUAAAAACAGACAUUCCUAGACAUCCGAUGCCUUUUGCGGCCAAGAACAUGUUUUACGAUGAGUGCUGGAAAGAGAAACAGCAACGAGGUUUUACUUGGUGGUUGAAUUUUGUACUUACUCCUGAUGACUUCACUGUGAAAACAGACACUUCAAAAGUCAAUGCAGCGUCCCUUACCUUGGGAAGAGAGUCUCAUAAACCAAGUGUUCCUAGAGCACCAACUAAAGAAGAAGUAUCCCUAAGAGCUUAUACAGCUCGGUGCAAGCUGAACAAACUCCGUCGCUCAGCUUGCCGUUUGUUUACAUCAAGCGAGAUGGUUAAAGCAAUAAAAAGGCUGGAGAUCGAAAUUGAAGCAAAACACUUGCUAAUUCGGAAGGACAGACAUCUCUGGAAGGAUAUUGGUGAAAGACAGAAAAUCCUCAACUGGCUUUUAUGCUAUAACCCACUAUGGUUGCGCAUAGGUCUGGAAGUAGUCUAUGGUGAGCUAAUUGCCUUAGAGAGCAACAGCGAUGUAAUGGGCCUGGCAAUGUUUAUACUUAAUCGCUUGUUGUGGAAUCCAGAUAUUGCAGCUGAAUAUAGGCACUCAAGUGUGCCUCACCUGUAUCGAGAUGGACACGAAGAAGCAUUGUCAAAAUUUACGCUGAAAAAACUACUUCUGCUGGUUUGCUUUCUUGAUCGCGCCAAGCUGUCUAGAAUUAUUGAUCAUGAUCCUUGCCUCUUUUGUAAAAAUGCAGAAUUCAAGUCUAGUAAAGAGAUACUGCUGGCAUUUUCCCGAGAUUUUCUAAGUGGAGAAGGUGAUCUUUCUCGCCAUCUAUAUUUCCUGGGCUUUCCAGUUCAUCACGUGCAGACUCCACUUGAUGAGUUUGACUUUGCUGUAACAAAUCUAGCCACAGAUUUGCAAUGUGGCAUUCGUCUUGUAAGAGCAUUGGAACUUCUGUCGUCAAACUGGAGUCUUUCCAAAAAAUUAAGAGUUCCUGCAAUAAGUAGACUUCAAAAGAUGCAUAAUGUCAAGAUUGCCUUUGAAGUACUCAAAGAUCAUGGAAUACAGUUGGAAGAUGAACGUGGUACAUCGAUUGACGCUAAGGAUAUUGUGGAUCGGCAUAGAGAGAAAACACUUGCAUUGCUGUGGAAAAUAGUAUUUGCUUUUCAGGUGGAGGUUUCCCUAGAUAGGGAUCAGUUGAAAGAAGAAAUUGAUUUUUUGAAGAACAUGCACGUUACAAAAGUGAAGUCUGCUGCUUUAGAAUCUCGUAUUGCCAACAAAGUGAGAAAAGACAGCAGUAACUUUUAUUCAUCCGAAAACUGCAGCGAAAAUGUAAAGAUGCUGAUGGAUUGGGUCAAUACUGUCUGUGGGUUUUACAAUGUCAAGGUUGAAAACUUUACAGUAUCCUUCUCGGAUGGAAGAGUGUUGUGUUAUUUGAUUCAUCAUUAUCAUCCAUGUUAUGUGCCUUUGGAAGCUAUCUGUCAGCGCACAACUCUAACAGUAGAAUGCACCAAAAGUGGCACAAUUGCUCUAAAUUCUUCCUCUGAGUCUGAUUCUUCUCUGACUGUACUCAAUGGAGCUUUUGAUGAAACUAUAACUUCUUCCGUGCUUUAUAAAGAACUCCUUGACAAUGAGAAGAGAAACUUCCAGCUGAUUAAUGCUGCAAUUUCUGACCUUGGUGGUGUUCCUGCUAUGAUUCACCAUUCAGACAUGUCUAAUACAAUUCCUGAUGAGAAGGUAGUUAUUGCCUAUGUGUCAUUUCUUUGUUCGCGACUUGUAAAUCUUUCUAAAGAGAUUCGAGCUGCUCGACUGAUUCAGUCUGUGUGGAGGGAACACAGAUUGAAAACAAGAUUAGCACAGGUAUUUCUUUGAGUUACUUUGCUUGUUUCCUAAAUUAUCAAAAAAUCAAAUGGGGCAGUUGUAAUUCAGAAGCAUUGGAGAAGAUACAUGGCCCAGGUGAAACUUCAGAAAUUAAAAAAAGCAAAGCAGGAAGAAGUUGAAAGAGUAUCUUCUACUGUCAUUCAGACUUACUGGAGAAGAUACAACGCAAGAAGAAAAUACCUGCAGCUUCGGCAAUAUACAAUUAUUGUGCAAGCAAGGAUAAGAACGUUCCUUGCUGUUGCUGCUUAUAAAAAAGUUUGCUGGGCUGCUCUCACUAUUCAGAGGCGCUUCAGGGCUUUGCUGAUAGCAGAAGCCCAUCGUCAAAAAUAUCAAAGUAUGAAACAGUCGGCACUUGUGAUUCAGUCUGCAUUUAGAAGAUGGAAAGGCCGCAAAAUGAAUUCAAAAGUUGAAAUAGAGAAGCUGCUGCAAGCAACUGAACUGGCAAAGAAAGAGAGAGCUGCAGUUGUAAUUCAGUCAUGGUACAGGAUGACCAGAGAUCGAAACAAUUACUUACAUAUCAGAUACAAUGUUAUCAAGAUACAGGCCUUGUUCAGAUGUCUUCAAGCUAAAUUCAUUUACAAACGGAAAAGGCUGUGUGUGGUGGCUAUUCAGAAGCAUUACAGAGCUUACAGGAUGAGGAAAAUUGACAGGGAAACAUAUUUGCAGAAACGUUCGGCAGCUAUAUUCCUGCAAUCUGCUUAUAGAGGAAUGAAAGCUCGUUUAUUGUGUAGACAAGUCAGAGCUGUCUGUGUCAUUCAGGUACACUACCGUGCAUACAGAAAGCAAACUUCUCUGAGGCAGAAGUUCCUGCAGCUAAAAAAGGCGGCUGUGUGUUUGCAAGCAGCUUACAGGGGCUAUAAAGUACGGAAAACGUUUAAGUGUCAGAAAACGGCUGCUGUUAAGAUCCAGUCUGCUUUGCGGGCUUAUGCUGCAAGAAGAAAAUACCAAGCUUUGAUUCAAGCUACCCUUGUGAUUCAGAGAUGGUACAGGGCUUCCAAAAUCAGAACAAGGUUUUUGAAGACAAGAACAGCUGUGAUUUCCUUGCAGGCAGCUCUUCGUUCCUGGCAAGUAAAGAAAUGCAUUCAGAAUUGGCAUGCUGCCGCAAUUAAAAUACAAUCUGCCUUUAGGAGAUACAUGGCUCUGAAAAAGUUCAGGAUGGUGAGAAGUGCUGCUCAAACAUUUCAGCAGCAUUACAGAGCAAAAGUUUUGGGCAGAAAACAACAACAGGAAUAUGUUGUGCUUCGCAAUAGCAUUGUACAACUCCAGGCAGCUUGGAGAGGGAGGGUUGUGAGGAAGGCAAUCCAAAGACAACACCACGCUGCAGUAGUCAUACAGUCCUAUUUCAGGAUGCACAUCAGUCAAACACAGUUUAAAAGUUUCAGAGGGGCUGCUGUUAAGGUUCAAAGGUGGUAUCGUGCUGCUGUCCUAGCCAGGAGUGAAAGGCAGGAAUACCUCGCUUUAAAGGUUGCAGUUAUUAAAAUGCAAUCAAUUUACAGAAGCGUAAGAGCAAGGCGUGAAAUUCAACUUAUGCACCAAGCAGCAGUUAGUAUCCAAGCCAUGUUUAAAAUGCAUCAGAGUAAGGUUAGAUAUCAGGCAAUGAAACUGUCAGCAAUUGUAAUUCAGAGGCACUACAGAGCUCAUUGCAGAGGAAGAAUGGAACGGGCAAAGUAUCUCAAGUUAAGGAAGGCUUCUCUUGUACUUCAGGCUGCCUACAGGGGGAUGAAAGUUAGACAGGAGCUAAAAGCUUUGCACCAGUCUGCAACUUCUAUUCAGUCAUUUUAUCGAAUGUACAAGCAACGAAAAUCUUUCCUGAAGCUAACUGCAGCAGUAAAACUGAUUGAGCAGUGGUAUUGUGGUUCUAAAUGUCGCAAUGCUCAGAUGCGCAAAUACAGGCAGAUGAAGACUUCUGCCAUCCAAAUACAGGCUGCCUUCCGAGGUAUGAAAGUGAGGCUCCAUUUGCAAAAGAUGCAUACGGCUGCCACCACCAUUCAAAGGCGAUUCAGAACUUUUCUUCAGAGGCAAAGGUUUGCUUCUCUUAAGGCAGCUGCUGUGACGAUUCAGAGGAAGUACCGAGCAAUGGUACUCUCUAGACAGCAGCGUGAAGAGUAUGUCCAUCUCUAUAAAGCUGCCAUCGUAAUACAGUCUGCCUUCAGAGGCCGGCUGGCCAAGAAACGUGUGAGCCGAAUGCAGGGGGCUGCUACAGUUAUCCAAGCAGCCUUUAGAAGACAUACAGCUUAUACUCGAUACCAAGCCGUGAAGCUUGCUUCUGUUUCCAUACAGCAGCAUUAUAGAGCAUACCGAGAGAUGAAACACACGAGAGGACUCUACUUAAAAUAUCGCCACUCUGCUUUAGUUCUUCAGGCUGCUUACAGAGGAACGAAAGUGCGAUGCAUCUUGAGGGAACAACAUUAUGCUGCAACAGUCAUACAGAGUAACUAUAGAAGGCACAGGCAACAGUGUUCCUACAAAAAAUUACAAUGGGCAGCCAAAGUUAUACAGGUUCAGGUCAGGGCCAAUAAACUGUGCAAAACUGCAGCCCAGCAGUAUUCCUCUUAUAAAAGUGCCGCCAUUUGCAUCCAGAAAGCUUUUCGCUGGAUGAAGGCGAGACGAUGUCAGCAAAGGCACCGAGCUGCCAUUGUGCUUCAGCGGAAUUUUAAAAUGCAGAGAGAACGUAGAAAAUACCUUGCUUUGAAAGCAGCUGCUAUAGUCCUUCAGAGACAGUACAGAGCAUCGGUUCUGGCAAGGAGGCUGGCUCAGGAAUACGUUUCUGUUUGUGCAGCAGUUAUUUGUGUCCAGUCUUUCUACAGAGGAUUUAAAACCAGGAAGGAAAUGGAGCGCAAACACUUAGCAGCAAAGGCAAUUCAAGCAGCAUUUAGAAUGCACAGGGCUAGGGUCUCUUACCAAAAGCUGAGAGGUGCUGCUGUCACCAUACAAAAUUCCUACCGGUCUUACCUAAAGAGAAAACACCUGCAAAAUGCACAACUGGCAAUUAAGAACUCUUCUGUAAUGAUUCUGUCCACAUACGGAGAGUUAAGAACACGGCAAGAAGUGAAAGCUAUGCACGUCGCAGCAACUCUCAUCCAGUCUCUCUAUCGAAUGCAUGCCCAGAGCAAACAUUACAAGUUGAUACGCAGGGCUGUGAUAACUAUUCAGUCUGCCUAUCGUGGAAGGGUAGCACGCCGAAAGGCAAAGGAAAUUCGUGCGGCUAGAAAGAUUCAGUCCUUCAUUCGCAUGACCGUGGCUCGUAGAAAGUUUAUUCGCCUCAGAACAUCAGCUACUGCAAUACAGACUCAGUGCCGUACAAAUAAAGCCAGUGAACAAUACCAGAAAUACUGGGAAGCUGCACUUUUAAUACAGCGGCGUUAUCGGUCUUACCUGGCUGUGAAACACCAAAGAGUAGCUUAUUUGCAAACUUUGAAGAGCAUCAUCAUUAUGCAAGCUACAGUCAGGAGUUUCCUCGAACAUCAAAGGCUUUUGCCACAGAGCCGGCAGAGUUUACUCCUUCGUUUUGCAGCUGCUGCAUAUCAUCAUCUCGCUGCUGUUAGAAUUCAGAGGGCUUACAGAGCUUUUCACUCGAAGCAAGUACACUUGCAGCUCUCUUCAGUUCUGUACAUUCAGAGGUGGUAUCGAGCAAAACUGCAGAGGAGGAGAUACCUUCAAGAUCGUGAGAAUAUUAUUAAAAUACAAAGAAGGGUGAGGAGACGGAAGAGUUGCAGAAAUGUAGCUGCGAAUGCGGUUCAGGAAGGCAUGAACCAAGAAGCCCUAAUUAAUGGAGUAACUAAAUUUCAGUCACUGUGGAGAGGGUAUUCAUUUAGGAAGAAGACUGACACAGCAAAAACGAGAGCUCUGCGAGAUAGCUUGUCGAUUGCCAAUAAAGAAAGCAAAGAAGAUAAGAAGCUAUGCAACAGAGCAGCAUUUGCCAUUGAUCGGCUUCUCAAAUAUAAACACUUUUCUUACAUUCUGGCAGCUUUAAAAGACUUGGAGGUUGUUACCCGACUAUCACCUGUUUGCUGUGAAAGUAUGGUCCAGAAUGAAGCAGUAGCCACUAUUUUUACUUUGAUACGGAGUUGCAAUCGCAGUGUCCCUAGCAUGGAUGUCAUACGUUAUUCUGUCCAGGUUCUGCUUAAUUUGUCAAAGUAUGAAAAGACAACUGAAGCUGUUUAUACAGUGGAGAAUUCUGUUGAUACUUUAUUGGACCUACUUCAGAUGUACAGAGAGAGAGCUGGCGACAAAGUUUCAGAGAAGGGUGGAAGCAUUUUUACCAAGACGUGCUGCCUGCUUGCUCUUCUUUCAAAGGACUCAAGAAGAGCUUCUGAGAUCCGAGGCAGCUCACGAGUAGUUACUCACCUUCAGAGCCUGUUUAAACUCACAGCACGGAAACAUCAAAUGGAUGCACGAAGAAUGCUUGCCAAACAGAAGUUGACCACAUACAAAAAUGGGCAUUUCUCUGUCCCAAAAACUCCUCUAAGGACAACAAUAGUUUCAAGGCAGAGACCAGAAUGGGUUUUAAGGAAAGAUAAUAUAAAAGAGAUUGUUGAUCCUCUGCAAGCAAUUCAAAUGGUGUUGGAUACACUUGGAAUUCCUUAUUACUGAAGAAUGACAUUUAAAAUGAUGUUAUUAAAAAAAGCAUUGUCAUGAUCAGCUUUCAUAUUAUGUAGAGUUGUUUCAUAUAAAUCUAUAUCCAAUUCUAUUAGUAUAUAGUUGUGAUACCUCAGUUUUAUUGCACAUUUUUGUAUGUCAGCCUGUGAUUGGUAUUGUCUUUUUUAAUUACUUGGAUAGGAUUUGUAAGUAACAAACUAAACUAUGUAUUUUUUUAAAAGGCUCAGAUUUUGUACAAUAAAAUGGAAACUGUAUUCUGUA
Lacerta agilis (Sand lizard) is the source of this 8627-nucleotide messenger RNA. RefSeq names its product assembly factor for spindle microtubules (gene ASPM). Gene Ontology annotation, molecular function: protein binding. The record is from RefSeq and is a predicted model, not a curated record. The transcript is spliced from 25 exons. NCBI's taxonomy places the organism in Eukaryota, Metazoa, Chordata, Lepidosauria, Squamata, Lacertidae.